Molecule: messenger RNA, 4330 nt
Organism: Anguilla anguilla (European eel)
Lineage: Eukaryota; Metazoa; Chordata; Actinopteri; Anguilliformes; Anguillidae
Product: WD repeat-containing protein 48
Exons: 19
Coding region: 45-2078 (677 amino acids)
Biological process (GO): protein deubiquitination; double-strand break repair via homologous recombination
Molecular function (GO): ubiquitin binding
Source: RefSeq, a predicted model, not a curated record
UUGAGUUCCUUUGUGGAAGUGACGUCAGGCUGUCAACAUGUAAGAUGGCGGCUCAUCACAGGCAGAAUGCUGCUGGGCGGAGAAAAGUACAGGUGUCGUACGUCAUAAGAGACGAGGUCGAGAAGUACAAUCGCAAUGGGGUGAACGCACUACAGCUGGACCCAGCCUUGAACCGGCUCUUCACUGCUGGAAGGGACUCCAUCAUCAGGAUAUGGAGCGUCAACCAACACAAGCAAGACCCAUACAUAGCGUCAAUGGAGCAUCAUACAGAUUGGGUCAAUGACAUCGUCCUGUGUUGCAACGGGAAGACAUUGAUAUCUGCCUCGUCAGACACCACUGUGAAAGUUUGGAAUGCACAUAAGGGAUUCUGCAUGUCAACGUUGCGAACGCACAAGGACUAUGUCAAAGCCUUAGCGUAUGCUAAAGACAAGGAGCUGGUGGCCUCUGCCGGUCUUGACCGACAAAUCUUUCUGUGGGAUGUAAAUACACUAACAGCACUGACGGCCUCAAACAACACUGUCACCACCUCCUCACUGAGUGGCAACAAGGACUCCAUAUACAGCCUGGCCAUGAAUCAGAUGGGGACGGUCAUUGUGUCCGGCUCCACCGAAAAGGUGCUGAGAGUGUGGGACCCUAGAACCUGUGCAAAACUCAUGAAGCUGAAAGGACACACGGACAACGUUAAGUCGCUAUUGCUAAACAGAGACGGCACACAGUGUCUUUCCGGCAGCUCGGACGGGACGAUCCGCCUCUGGUCGCUGGGUCAGCAGCGGUGCAUCGCCACCUACAGGGUGCACGACGAGGGGGUGUGGGCGCUGCAGGUGAACGAGGCCUUCACGCACGUCUACUCCGGGGGCCGCGACCGCAAGAUCUACUGCACCGACCUGCGCAACCCCGACAUCCGCGUGCUCAUCUGCGAGGAGAAGGCCCCCGUUCUCAAGAUGGAACUGGACAGGUCCGCCGACCCCCCUCCGGCCAUCUGGGUCUCCACCACCAAGUCCUCCGUGAACAAAUGGUCUCUAAAGGGCAUCCACAAUUUCCGAACAUCUGGCGACUACGACAACGACUGCAGCACCCCCCUGACUCCUCUGUGCACGCAACCCGAACAAGUCAUCAAGGGUGGAGCCAGCAUAAUUCAGUGCCACAUUCUGAAUGACAAGAGACACAUACUUACCAAAGACACAAACAACAACGUGGCAUACUGGGAUGUUCUAAAGGCAUGCAAGGUGGAAGAUUUGGGGAAGGUGGAGUUUGACGAAGAAAUUAAGAAGCGGUUCAAGAUGGUCUACGUGCCAAACUGGUUCUCCGUUGAUCUUAAAACAGGGAUGCUGACAAUCACUUUGGAUGAGAGUGACUGUUUUGCAGCAUGGGUCUCUGCCAAGGAUGCUGGUUUCACCAGUCCAGAUGGAUCUGACCCCAAAUUGAAUCUGGGGGGGCUGCUGCUCCAGGCUCUUCUGGAGUACUGGCCCAGGACGCACAUCAACCCCAUGGAUGAAGAAGAGAAUGAGAUUAACCACGUUAACGGUGAGCAGGAGAACAGGAUACAGAAAGGAAACGGUUAUUUCCAGGUGCCACCACAUACUCCGGUCAUCUUUGGAGAAGCAGGAGGGAGGACUCUUUUUAGGUUGUUGUGUCGGGACUCAGGCGGAGAGACGGAGUCCAUGUUGCUGAACGAGACCGUCCCGCAGUGGGUGAUCGACAUCACUGUGGAUAAAAACAUGCCUAAAUUUAACAAAAUCCCAUUCUACCUCCAGCCCCACUCCUCUUCAGGGGCAAAAACAUUAAAGAAGGAUCGUCUCUCGGCUAGCGACAUGCUGCAAGUUCGGAAAGUGAUGGAGCACGUCUAUGAGAAGAUCAUCAACCUGGACAACGAGUCGCAGACCACCAGCUCCUCUAACAACGAGAAGCCGGGAGAGCAGGAAAAGGAGGAGGACAUGGCCGUGCUGGCCGAGGAAAAAAUUGAGCUGCUGUGCCAGGAUCAGGUUUUGGAUCCCAACAUGGACCUGAGAACAGUUAAACAUUUUAUCUGGAAGAGCGGCGGGGAUCUGACUCUUCACUACCGGCAGAAGUCGACGUGAGCCAAAGGGGCAAGAGUCUCGCCACCUUGCAAGUCGCCUCCCCCCCAAACCCCCCCCCCCCCCCUCGCCGCCAGCCUGGACUUCCCACUCAUCGUACUGGUUCCAUGAGUAGUACUCUAGAAGCCACACUCAACCCUGGGUUAGGUGUUACUCUGAUCGACCAGGCCCACAACACAUUUUUACUCCACAGAAGUCCGUUCCUUCUGUAACAUGCAAGUGUUAUAGAAAAACCGCUGCUCUCCAAAACAGCUACUUUGCAAAACGAGAAGAGAACACGUGGGUAUGUGGGAUUUAUAGUGCCGUAUGUACAGUGGAUGAGUUUAGACAAAAGUAAUAUCCAGGGAUUUUUAGUUUUUAUGAUUUAUGUUUUUUUUUUCUUUUCUUGCUUCCCAAGUUGUUUUUGUAUUUAAGAUUAUUAUUAUUUUUUUCAUUGUUUUGAGGGGGCAUGUCCAUUUUGAAGGACGCCUUGUUGGUUGUAUGUCCAUUUUCAUUGAUGCGAGAGGCAAACCGCACGCUUUCCUGGUUUUGUUUAUCUGCGUACAUUCCAGACACGUACCCAUUCCCAAUGAUGAAUCACUGUCAAUUCUGUCUUUGUGUAAGGGUUAUAUUAAUGACCCAGACAUUCAGGCAACAGUACAGAACAAUCAAGUGUUUCACUGAAUGUAGAGGAGUGAUGGGUAAUCAGCUGGCUUGUGUUGCAUCAUUGGCUGCCGGUUUCAUAGAUUGAGGACAGAUUGUGAAGGUUGGAUGGGGUUCUCUCAUCACAAACAUCUUCUUGAGCUAAUAUUGAUGUGCAGAGGGUCUCUUUACUGUAAAUAAUCUGUUCUUACUUUUAGGCAAUUUGAAAUGUUGUUUUAUUUUGGGGGGGAAGUUAUUUUCCCGGUAUUACCCAUGACUGCCUGCUGUAAAGCAUCAGCCUAACUGUCGCUACUCAUAGAAACGAGUUCUGUCUGCCAUGAAUGCUUUGUGGACAACAUGGAGCAUCGGCUAAACAGGAGAGCAACAGUCGGCCCAUCUUUAUGCAACACCAACUGCUCUGCAAAUUGAAAUCUAUUGAAUGACAAUGGGAAUUGCACAGUGUUAUAGCAAAUGUAUUAUAUUUCUGGUGGAAAAAAAAAUCAUUUGGGAUUAGUCCAAAAAUAAAAUUUUAAAGGCAACUCAAAAAUCUAGUUGUUGUAUAAGCUGUAAAUGAAGCAAACUAGGGAAUAUGUAAAGCUGCCAUCUCCUCAAGCCCUGUAUUAUGCUCCCUGUGUUGAUUAACUAUAUGUAGUAUAUUUUGGUUUAAUAACUGCUAAAUAAAUUGACCAAUAUAAAAAGUGUGAACAAACAAUUAUUUUAGUUCUCAGUGGUGCUAAUCCUGCUUAUAUUGUACAGAUUCUGAAGGAAGUGGGCUGUUCUGAGGUAUUGCUUAGAAGGGGAAAUUUACGAUUUCAUGAUUUUAUUCCCUAGAAAAUCCAAGCUCUAACAAAGAUGAUUUUCUGUACUUGAGCUUCAUCAGUCCUAAAGUGGUUUUGAGUGAUUGGUCACCAAGGACCUCAAAUCUGGGAAAUAGUAUGCCGACUUCAAAUGAGAUAUGCUUUUAAAAAGCUUUUAUAAAACCCUAAAUUCAGGGAAUAUAUAGACUUGAUAUAGGACUUUUACUAUAUCAUGAAUAAGAAAAUAUUUGUCAGAAUUAUGUGUUUAUGUGGAAGCCCCCUAAGAAUGUUUGAGUGACUGAGGUCAAGGCCGAAGAAGGACCUAAAAUAGAGUCUCUAAAAUUGUGAAAGUUUUAAAUAGGAAAGUUGGUAUAUUUAAAAAUGGUAAAAAGUAUUUUCAUUUGUAACCCAAGUGAUGCAGUCAAAACCAAAAAGGAGCAUUGUAACUUCAGUGAUUAGCAUUACAUUUCCACUACCAAGUAAAACAGAAAGUGAUUUGAAAUGGCCAAAUUUUUGCAGGAGUCUUCAAAUUUUUCUCACUUUAGCAGUGACUGUGCUUCCAUCUUGCCUAAUGAAAUUUGGGUAAAAUGUACUUUUCUCCCAUGUGAACGACUAAUUAUUUGUAGUUGUCACUCAUUUAUUACAGGUACAUGAUCUAACUUGUUACACUUUUUUUAAUUAAUUCCGCAUUUGUGGAAUGAAGCCCCCAUAUUUGUGUUUAUUGAGAAGUAACUCCCUGAUUCAUGUGGUUCCACUGGUUUUCUAUUACACGGACACAUUCAAACCUGGCCUCUAACGCCUGAUCAAUAAAAAAAAAAUGUUUCACAAAAUCAUAAA